Messenger RNA from Xiphophorus hellerii (green swordtail), 834 nucleotides. Its product is annotated as putative C-type lectin domain family 20 member A. The record is from RefSeq and is a predicted model, not a curated record. Bases 19 to 819 code for a protein of 266 amino acids. The transcript has 3 exons. Lineage: Eukaryota; Metazoa; Chordata; Actinopteri; Cyprinodontiformes; Poeciliidae.
GCGACAACGGGACAGGAAAUGGGGAGGAACGGCCGUCCUGAGUUGAUGCUGCUGCUCCUUUUUAACGCUGCGCUUCUGAUGGAAACCACGCUCCUAAAAACCAUUUACUUGAUUUCUCAGGAGCUGACAUGGACCGAUGCAAGACAGUUCUGCCAGAAGAACCACAUAGACAUGAUUACUUGGGACAUAGUAGACCCAAACCUGCUGACUAAGUGGCUGCAGGAAGAUCAACUGACUGCAGUCUGGAUUGGUUUGCAUGAGGAUCCUGAGCAACAGUCAGUCUGGAGGUGGAUCAAUGUAAAAACUGGUGAAGGUUUGACAGGAGAGGAUGUUUCAGAGAGCAGUUAUUGGUCCAAUCAAACAAAAAACAGCUACAGCUGUGGCUCUUAUAACAGUUCAAGAAAAAAGUGGUUCAGCAGUGUUUGCUCCGACACUCUUCCAUUUGUCUGCUAUGACGACAAUCUGGUGCUGUCGACUGAGAACAAGACAUGGGAGGAAGCCCUGGAUCACUGCAGGGAAAUGUCAUCCGCCUCCUAUAAGUACGACCUCCUGAGCGUUACAAGACCUGACUUUAGCUACGUCAGAGACCGGAUCUACAGAGCCACCAGUGAAGAGGUUUGGACAGGAUUGCGUUUUCUGGGAGGGGAGUGGUGGUGGUCGGACGGAGAGACGUUGGACCAACAGGAGAUGAUGCCGGACUGUCCGAGCCAGUGGCAACACUGUGGCACGCUGUCCAAGUACAACACAACUAACUGGACCAGCAGGGACUGCUCAGAAAGAAGAAACUUCAUCUGCUAUUAUGAAAAAGUAUACAUAUAGGAAGAAGUAACAGAA